Molecule: messenger RNA, 1626 nt
Organism: Exaiptasia diaphana
Lineage: Eukaryota; Metazoa; Cnidaria; Anthozoa; Actiniaria; Aiptasiidae
Product: trace amine-associated receptor 9-like
Exons: 1
Coding region: 14-916 (300 amino acids)
Biological process (GO): G protein-coupled receptor signaling pathway
Cellular component (GO): membrane
Molecular function (GO): G protein-coupled receptor activity
Source: RefSeq, a predicted model, not a curated record
AGGUUUCCUARCCAUGGCAAACAAUACUAGUACAACUAACACCGCCUAUAAGAYAUUUUUGCAUAUAACUACGGGUUGUCUAGCCUUUGAGAGUAUUCUCAUCAUUGUCAUCAAUUUACUUGUUUUUGUCCUGUUUGCUAAGUUCAAGAAGCUUCGACGCAAGUCAAACUACUGCUUAGUAAGCCUUGCUCUGUCCGACUUCUUCGCUGGAGUAGUAGUCUUUCCAUUAUUUGUGAUCUGUAACUAURCCGACGACUACUUAACAAGCUGCGUCGCUUUUAAAUUGAUACAUGAUGGCUUGACCUGCACAAGUAUCAUCCAUCUUCUGCUCGCAACCUGUGAUCGCUGUUUCAAAAUAGCAUAUCCUUUCCGAUAUCGUACCAUCUUCACAGAAGCUCGAAUCAUCGCAUUGUUGGUCAUCAUUUGGAUCGUAUCUAUAAGCGUCUCCGUCGCCGAGUACCCAUUUUUAUACGAUAAAAUCUUUGCCACUACUAUGUUGGUUGUUGUCGCCAUUAUUCCAUUUACCAUUAUUGUGGCUCUCAACAUCUACACUAGAUGGCUAAUCGCGUCCAGAAACAAGAACGCWUCGAACCUCGUAGAGACAAAAGCCAAAAACAAAGACAAGAACAAGCAGCAGAAAGUAGUAUGCCUCUACCUAUCGAUGGCCGUCAUUGCUUUCAUGAUGGGCUUGCUUACCUUUUUUAUUCUUGCUAUUUUUGUUGUCCCACCUUUGGUCACCUUGGUGUUUGCCGUAUUCAAAUACUGCGUACACUUUGUAAACCCGCUGAUGUACACGUUUUUUAAGGCGGAUUUUAGAAUGGCAUUCAAGAGGAUGGUUGGCAACGAAGAAGGUUUCGAUCAGAAGAAGCGGAGUACUUCCUCUCAUAGCAAACUUAGCAAAGAGACAGUCAUUUAAAACUCGCCUGUAGCCAAGUAACUAGGGAAGACAGUACAGCGCAAUCAUAGACCAUUGCCAAGCCACUUCAUUGUGCUUCAGACAGGAGCAAAMAUAAUGUAAUGAAAAAAGACAAAAACAAGUGAAAAAAUUCAAAGUGAAAGAGAGAGAAAGAGAAAGAAAGAAAGAAAGAGAGUCUACAAAUAUUGCUAUUUCUUAUUUUGUAAUUUACUUGUGUUUUUUGUGGAUAUGUUUAGAUAGGAAUAAGGAUAAUGCAUUUUACUAAGGYACUUAUUUAAGACAUCUAGUACUAAUAAAGCUGGCGAUAAGAAUUGUGACGGAUUGACACUCCCUGGUGUCAUUAUCAAGAGUGGAUAUUUUUUUUAAGCAACGAGUUUAAAAUCGUUGAAUUUGAAUAGAAAUCACCAUUAUAAUAUGUCAGUCCUCGGAGAUACUCGGAGAUAUCAUUAAGAGGAUUAUCUUUGCCUUGGAAGUCUGAAACUUCAACAACUUAAAUUAAUUUUUACAAAUUAAAACACUCUUAUAAUGACACAUGUCGAAUCGUGAAAUUUUUAUUAAUUAAAAGCUUAGAACUAAAAGGUAAGCUUGUAAUUCAACAUCGGUAUAGUAAAAUUGAGCUUUGUAAUAUUGCCGAUUGAUACAUUUCUGACGAGAAUAUUGUAUAUCUUGAUAUCUGUUUGAGUAUUAAUUCAUUGGAUUUCAUUACAGUA